Messenger RNA from Amborella trichopoda, 3258 nucleotides. Its product is annotated as DHHC-type zinc finger family protein. The record is from RefSeq and is a predicted model, not a curated record. Gene Ontology annotation, molecular function: protein-cysteine S-palmitoyltransferase activity. Gene Ontology annotation, biological process: protein targeting to membrane; peptidyl-L-cysteine S-palmitoylation. NCBI's taxonomy places the organism in Eukaryota, Viridiplantae, Streptophyta, Magnoliopsida, Amborellales, Amborellaceae. Gene Ontology annotation, cellular component: endoplasmic reticulum; Golgi apparatus.
GGCUUAAGAAAAGCUAAAGAUUCCAUGAUCCAUCACACACGAAUCCCACCUACUAGGUGUGACCCCAACUAAUGCCGUUGUACUCUCAAACGUCAACGCUUUCAUAUUAUGCACUCUUUCAUUCAUGAAACCCCCCUCUCCCUAUGUUGGUAACAGAACAGUUGAUGACACUUUAGUACUAUUGUUGAUUCGGUAUAUCUUAUGUUGCUUUGGGGUUGAGUGGAUUCCAGCGAAAUGGGUUUGAUCCACAGUGAAAGUGGUGUUGAAUGAUAUCUUCUGCUCUCUAAAGAGAAGUAUCCAAUUUCCCUCUCUUCCUGUGCUGCACUCAUGGUGAGGCGCCAUGGAUGGCAGCUCCCUGCCCAUACCUUUCAGGUAAUUGCUAUUACUGUCUUCUUCUUGUUAGUUGUUGCAUUCUAUGCUUUUUUCGCUCCAUUCCUUGGAAGAAGUAUGUGGGAGUAUGCAGCAAUUGCAGUUUAUACUCCUGUGGCACUGGUUGUUUUUAUACUUUACAUCCGUUGUACUGCCAUUGACCCUUCUGAUCCCGGGAUUUUGGUCAAAUUGGAGAAUAGUGCAAUGUAUAAAGCAGACAAUAGGCUGGGGUUAUUGGGUAAGCAUUUGCCAAGAGACCCCAGUGAUGUUAGGCAAGCUUCCCCUUCUUCAGCAUCUAGAAGUUCCAUGGGUGUGCCAUCUGGCGAUAAGUCUUCCUUUGGUAAUGCUCAAAGGGUAGGAUACAGUGAGGAUUCUGGGCAGCAUAGUUCUUAUUCUAAAUUCAACAUUGGAGGGAUUCUUUGUGCAUUAUUUGUUAAAGAAGAUUACUGCAGACAUGAUGGAAUCCCUGAGGAAGGAGCUGGUGAAGACGAUGCUUUGUUUUGCACUUUGUGCAAUGCAGAGGUGCGCAAGUUUAGCAAGCACUGUAGAAGUUGUGACAAAUGUGUCGAUGGAUUUGAUCAUCAUUGUCGGUGGCUCAAUAAUUGUGUGGGGAGGAAAAACUACAUCACAUUUGUGUCACUUAUGGCUACUAGUCUCAUAUGGCUUGCAAUUGAAAUUGGAGUUGGUAUUGCUGUUGUUGUACGUUGUUUUGUGGAUAAGUCUGCAGCAGAGCAUCAUAUUGUUGAAAGGCUUGGGAAUGGCUUCUCCCGUGCUCCAUUUGUGACUAUCGUGGUCAUAUGUACGGCAGUUUCAUUGCUUGCAUGUGUUCCUCUUGGAGAACUUUUCUUCUUUCAUAUGAUACUAAUUCGAAAGGGUAUUACAACAUAUGACUACGUUGUUGCAAUGAGGGCACAAAGUGAUCCACCAGGGCCAUCUAUUGAUGGGGAUCAGGAGGAAAGCAUGCCGACGUCUCCCACUAGUUCCGCAGCAACAGGCUUGAGCAGAGGGAGCUCUCUUGGAGGCCUUCAAAAUAAAGGAGUAUGGUGUACGCCUCCAAGGGUUUUUAUUGAUUACCAGCAGGAUGAAGUUGUCCCACAAUUGGGGCCAGGACAAGUACCUUCCACAGUGGACCCAGAUGCUGGUGGGUUCCCAGAAAGGGGAGGUAACAAGAUGCCCAAGAGGCCAAUUAGAAGGAGUGCUUGGAAACUAGCCAAGCUUGAUUCAAGUGAGGCCAUGAGAGCGGCAGCCAAGGCUAGAGCAUCAUCCUCUGUACUCCGCCCAAUUGACCAUCGUCUUCCUAUGCAUGAACAUGAUUACAAUUCAAGUGGAAACAUCAGUAGCAGUCAAAGUAGUACGAGCACAGAAUUUGGGGUGCUAAAUAAGGAGACAAUCAAGAUUGCCUCAAGCCAAUCUCCAUUAAAAGCUUCAUAUCCACCCAGUCAAGCAAGCAUGGAAGAUUUAGAUACUGGGACUCAAAGCAUGAGCAGCUUCAGCAGCCCCCCUCACACUCACCAUGAUUCACUUGCUCUGAACCCUGCUCCACUAGAGAGACCAGCAGGUCCUACAAGCACUGUUCGUGCUUCCUUUCCCUUUAACCUUCCCAAACAAAAGAUCCCCGUUUUUCAGUCAUCUAGUGAAGUUUACUUUGACGGGAGAAUAGCACAGAGAAGUAAUAAUGUCACUGGGCUGCCCAUGCCAAUCCAAUCCUCCUCUCUUACUCAGGAUAAUAAGAGGACUUCUGUUGUAUGGGACCAAGAAGCAGGUCGCUAUAUAUCUUUUCCAACUUCUGCAAGAAAUGAUGUUGGUUUAGAAGCAACGAAUCGAUUUUCAACCCAAGCUGUGGAAGCUAGUAGUAGUGGUAAUGUGAAAAGUAGGGGGUCUCUUCCUGAUUCUUUUGCUGUGAAGAUUGGUAAUCAGCAAGCUGAGAGGCUGACCUACACUGGCCAAUCUAUUUUCUUUGGCGGCCCACUUUUGAGCGUGCCAGUUAGGGUGAAUGCAAGAGCUGAUGGAACUUCAGGUUCUAGGGAGAGGCAGGCACAAGAGAGAGCGCCAAAUUUACCACUGGAAGCUAGCGAUUUAGACAGGGAAUCUGGGUCGGCUGUAUUUGUCCCAAAGGCAUCUCACGCAAAACCUUCCUCUGGCUUGCCUUAGUUUCUCCUCUUUCAUUUCAGUAGGGAUCUUGAUUCCAUCGGCAGUUCAAAAGUUCUAUUGCAGGGUUCAUUCUCAAGUUCCGGACUGCAGCACACCCAAGUGUUUCUUGAUGGCAGAUGAGGAAAACAUUGAAGGCUUAAUUGGAUUCACGCUUCAGUUUGGUUACAUGAUGAGCAAGAGGAUAUCUAACUCACAGUCAUACUAAAUUUAUCAAGCAAAGGGUCUCUCUCCUAUGCUGAUGCUGUUGGAUGAGUGACUCUAGUUGAGAAACAGGCAAUCAGCUUUAGGACCCUAAUUUGAAGGGGUUUAAAUUCCAAGUGAUGAUGACUUUGGCUUCCAAAUUUUGAUUGUGAUAGAAAAUGGAAUUGAACAAAAUGUAAGAUGUGUGGAAUCAAGGAAUUUCUUUUGGUGCUAUUACUCAGGUGGCUCCAUUUUGUCUAAUGAAGCCUCAUGGAAUUGUAGCUUGUAUCAUAUAGAAGAAUGUCGUGUGAUCUCACAUGCGAUUUAUGAUAUAGGAGAUACACAACAUGCAAGGUAGCAAUUCUAAUAAUGUAAUUCCAUUGUUUUAAAUUACACCUAAUGAAAAGCCUUCACUGGCAGUAUGCUCGUCUUGUAGCUUUGGAUAUUUUGUCAGUAAUAACUGUUCUGGUUCUGAUGGGCAUUCUGCUCGAAUUUGUGUGGCCUUCCAACAAACCAAAUGUAUCAUGGGUUUGAUCCUUGUACUGAUAUCAUUAAAAU